GUCCUUAUCAGAUUAUGGCAAACACAAUGUACAACUAUUUCUCCUGUAUGACAAGAAUAAUGGUAUGUAGAUAUACUGUGAUUGAAUGGAUAUAAAUGGUCAGAACUGGAAUUUUAAUGACUAUGGCCUGUUGUAAACAACACUGAAGUAAACAAACCAGAAAAUGAUUCCGAAAUGGUGGUGUCUGAUGAUUGUAUUUUCAGCCUUUAUGAUUCAAGUGAUAUCAUUUGGUACAGCGGGAGCCAUUGGAUUGUACAAUAUAGAAUUUAUAGAAUACUUCAACGUUGGAGCAGCUGAAGUCUCCUUGAUUGGUUCCAUUAACCUUGGUGUUUUCCUAGGAGCAGGUCCUUUUGUGAGUUUACUAAUGAGACAUAUGAGUUACAGAAGAGUAGCUGUCAUUGGGAGUUUACUCAGUACUAUUAGUUUGCUGUGUGUUCCAUUUUUAGAUAAUAUCAUCUAUCUGUAUAUUAUAUAUGGAAUAUUUACAGGUUUAGGAUUUGCUAUGGUAUACCUACCAUCAAGUGUGUUAGCAGGCCUGUAUUUCAAUGAACAUCGGAGUCUUGCUACUGGUAUUGCAACAAGUGGAUCUGGCAUAGGAGCAGUAAUAUUUCCAUUAUUAGUACACAGUUUGAUCCAGUAUUAUGGCUGGAAGGGGUCAGUUUUCAUCCUUGCUGGACUCAGUUUACAAUGCAUUGUAUUUUCUGCUUUAUUAUUUCCACUGGCAGAAAUACCAAACAGGGGAGAACUGAUGUCAGUGUUGACAAACAGCAAUAUACAUGACAAACAAACAAAUAAUCAUGAAAUUGACCACAUGAUGACCAAUGGUAAAUGUGAGAAUUACAAUGGUCACAUAAGUAUAUCAGAGAAUGACAAAACAGUUCAGGAAAAUGGUGAAGUCACAAAAUUAAUGGAAAAUUUUGAGCCUGAAGCUGAAAAAAGUUUAAAGCAUUGCUAUGUUUUAUGUGAUUUUUCUUUCUUUAUUUUCUUUCUUAAUAACAUACUUUGGAACAUGGGAGUUGCAAUUUCUUGGAUCCUUGCUCCAGAGUACUUUGUAUCAAUGGGAUUGACCAAAGAAAAUGCAGCUACUAUUUUAACAUUUGGUGGAGUUGGUUGUUUCAUUGGUUGUAUAAUUGGUGGAGGACUGGGAAACAUACAAAGCCUAAGUAGAUUGUCUAUGUAUAUAUCAUGGAAUAUUGCAGUAGGAAUAUUGAUAAUGUUCUUGCCAUUUAAAAUUUUUCAAUCAGUUGAAAUUUUGUCAUUGAUAAUGUUUUUAAAUGGACUUGGAUUUGGAGGAAUUUUAGGACUACUAGUCAUUUUUACAGUUGAUCUGCUGGGUGAAAAAGCUUUGGGUGAUGCUUUUGGAUAUUUGAUGCUCAGUAAUGGUGUAGGAUCUAUUAUUGGUCCACCACUCGGAGGAGCAUUUAAAGACAUCCUUGGUACUUAUGAUCCCACAUUUUUCUUUGCUGGUACAUUGAUUGUUGUUGCUGGAUUAUUGAUGUUCCUAAUACCAAUAAGAGACAAGUUUGUUCCCAGACCAAAGAAAACUGCAAUAGGACUGACAAUAGAAGUUAAUCUCAAAACAUAACAGAUGAUAAUGAUCUCAGUGUACCCUACUUAACUUGAUAUUUAUCCAGGUGUUUUGUGAACAUUUAUUAUUAUUUAUUUAAUGCUGCUUAGUUAGAUGAGACUAAAAUUGUUAACAUACAAUUCAUUUGUUUCCUCUAUUUCUCAUUUAAUCAUUUGAAUUCAUGUUCAGCAUUUAUGAUUUUAAUAAUGGCAUAAUGAGCAUUUUUAUGCCUCCACCGUAGCGGUGGGGGCAUUAAGUUUUACCCUUGUCCGUCUGUACGUACGUACGUACGUCCCAAAAUUGGUUUCCGUUCACUAACUUGAGUUUGCCUCAACCAAAUGUUAUGAAACUUAUACACAAUGCUUAUUACCACAAAACACAGAUCAAGUUUGAAUUUUGGUGGCUUCACUAUAACCGUUCUAGAGUUAUUCCCCUUUAUAAAUGGAAAAAUUGCAAAAUUUUUAGUUUCCGUUCUCUAACUUAAGUUUGCCUCAACCAAAUGUUAUGAAACUUAUACACAAUGCUAAUUACCACAAAACAAAGAUCAAGUUUGAAUUUUGGUGGCGUCACUUUAACCGUUCUAGAGUUUUUCCCCUUUAUAAAUGGAAAAAUUGCCAAAUUUUUAUUUUCUUCUAAAUAUCAAGUAAUUUUUAAAAUUGGAGUUAUCUUCCUUUGUCCAUGAUUAUAGUUGAAUCAACUACAAUCAAUGCUUUAUACAAUGGAAUGUUUAAUUUUGACUUCCACUGAUAAAACACAGAUCAAAUUGAAUUUGGGUAGUGUCACUUUAACCAUUUUUGAGUUAUGCCCCUUUAUAAAUCGAAAGAUUGCAAAAUUUUUAGUUUCCAUUCAGUAACUUAAGUUUGCCCCAACCAAACAUUAUUAAACCUAUACACAACAUUCAUUACCACAAAACUAAGAUCAAGUACAAAUUUUUUGUUUCCGUUUUCUAACUUUAGUUUGCCUCAACCCAAUGUUAUGAAACUCAUACACAAUGCUUAUUACUACAUAAUACAGAUUAAGUACAAAAUUUGGUGGCGACACUUUUACCAUUCUUGAGUUAUGUCCCUUUAUAAACAUAAAAAUUGAUGAAUUUUUCAUUUCCGUUCUCUAACUUUAGUUUGUCUCCACCAAAUGUUAUAAAACUUAUACACAACCGUUCUAGAGUUAUGCGUGUUUACAAAUAGAAAAAUUGCUGAAUUUUUAGUUUCUGUUCUCUACUUAAGUUAGCUUCAACAAAUGUUAUGAGACUUACACACAAUGCUUAUUACCACAAAACUCAGAUCAAGUUCAAAUUUGGGUAGUGUCACUUUUACCGUUCUUCAGUUAUGUCCCUUUAUAACUAUAUGAUAUGCAAGCAGGGGCAUCAUCUGUGUCCACAUGUGGACACUAUCCACAUUUAUUUAAUUUAAAAUAGUUGGUAUCUUGCUCUCCUCUAAGUUAUAUAUUUCAAAAGCAGUUAUAAACUUAAGAAAGUAAUUUUGAUACAUAUUUUAAUGAAAUUUUUGAUAUUAAUACAAUGUUUCUUUACUUCUCAUCUAAAUAGUUUGGUCCCACAAGAAUUAUUGGACUUUUAAUCUCCAAAAACUAUGGAAACAGUAAACAACUUUUUGGAAAUGUCCCUUCUCUUAUAUAUGCUCGGGAAUGGAAGGAAAUUAACACAGUUGUUUAUCAUCAUGUAUACCUUCUUUGUCAAGUUUGGAUUAGUUCUGAGGAGUUAUUGGACUGAUAGCUUUGUUCAGUCAUUUUUCUAGAUCAGUUAAAACUAUAAGUGACCUACUGAUAUUGACACAUUUAGAUCAAUUUAUCUAUUGAAGAUAAUGCUAAUCUUUCUAAAGAAUUGCUGUAAUUCAACUAUCUAUAUAUAUAGUUGUGCCAUGUCAAGUGUUUUUGUAUACCACCACCAUACCUCAAAAUACAUAAAAUGAAAUCCUACCAUCCUACCUGAAAGAAUAAAUAUGAUUUAAUAGAAACUCUUCCAAUCUUCCAAACAUUGAUUUUGAUGUCUUUGCUUUAUUAUGUAUUUUACUUCAGCGACAUAUGGCUUAGAUAGGCAAAGCUAGUAUUGGUCAACAUUGUACCUCUGGGUUUUUUCGGAGGAGUAGGGUGUUGGUUGUUGGUGGGGUUGGUUGUUCUAACCAAUAUUUUAAGUGACUCCUGUUGGUUUUUUAUGUACUAUGCAGUUUCAUUUUGUAUCAGUCUCAAGUUUUUUUUCAUCCAUUUUACAAGUAAUUUUUAGAGAGCUCUAAGCAUGUACUUUUUUUAGGACAAAUCAAGUGAUACAUUCUAGAUAGUAAAAUGGGUAUGUUUGUGCGCAUGUAAAAUGGUUUAACCCCUCUACAUUUUGUUUCUGUACCCAGUCAAACAAGCUAUCUCAGCCAUGUGUUGUUCCUUGUUGUUUUUCUUUGUUUGUAUAUAGAUAUAGGAAGAUGUGGUAUGAGUGCCAAUGAGACAACUCUCCAUCCAAGUUACAAUUUAUAAAAGUAAACCAUUAUUGUAUAUCUGUUUGUUGUUUUUGUUUUGUUAUUAGGAAGAGUCUUGUGUUGGUGGCUGAUGUUGUCUGUUGUGCUUCAGUAUUGUUGGUGGCUGAUAAUGUCUGUCGUACUGUCCAGUUUUGUUGGUGGCUGAUGUUGUCUGUUGUGCUGUCCAGUAUUGUUGGUGGCUGAUAAUGUCUGUUGUACUGUCCAGUAUUGUUGGUGGCUGAUGUUGUAUUGUCCAGUAUUGUUGGUGGCUGAUGUUGUCUGUUGUACUGUCCAGUAUUUUUUGUGAUAUCUGUUAUCCUUUUUAUGUAUUUUGACUAUCUUUGAUUGAGAAGGUGGUCAUCAAAUCCCACCUCUAUUGCUUUUAUAUUUAUAAGGGCAUUGUCAAGUAGAAUAAACUUGUAAUUUGUUUGUGAAUGAAAUUUGUUGGUAAAUAAUUUAGUUACUAGCAGUCAAUAAACUUUGUCAGUUUAACUUACAUUAUUACUGCUAUUAAAACAAUAUUGUAACUUUCUUCUAUCUUUUCUUGUAAUACUUGAAGGUAGGAAAAGAACAUAUUUUAUUAUGAGUUUGAUUGUAAAUUUUAAGUUUAUGAUUGUUUUUAUACUGGAACUAAAGUUUCAGACAAGUUUCAACCCUUAGGCACUUUUGGGUGUUAUUUUUUCGAAAAACUUGAAAUACUGAUAUUGUACAUUGUUGCAUAGUCAUCAAUUAAAUUGCACUGGUUUAUUUUUAUGUGUUAGUCUGUUAUCCUAUUUUUUAAGCAGAAUUUAAGUCUACAUUGCUGUUUUAGUGAUUUUGAAUUUUUUAUAGUGAUCAACUAUUAUUUUUCUAAUUAUUUUUUUACGUUUUAUAACAAACUAAUACUAUUGGAUAAGUGUUUAGUAUGCUGUUCCAUUAGCAGUUGUAAUUAGAACAUAAAGAAGUCAGGUAGACAUAUUUUUUCUGUAAAAAAAAAAACCUUUAAAUGAAUUGUUUCAUCUGUUUUUGCUGUAAAAAAUAAAAUAACAAAAAUACCAAACUCAAAGGAAAAUUCAAAACGGAAAGUUUCUUGUCAAAUGGCAAAAUAAAAAGCUCAAACAUAUCAAACAAAUGGAAAACAACUGUCAUAUUCCUGACUUAGUACAGGCAUUUCCUUAUGUCUCUUUGACACAUUCCCCGUUUCCAUUCUCAAUUUUAUUAAUAGCAUGAGUGUUGAAAUAGUCCAUGGAUGGGGAAAGGAAGAUAACUUUACUUUUCUAUGCACAUCAAUUGGCUAUUUUAAACAGGUUUGAAAAUAUAUACAACAGGAGUUUAUUAUAGGACGUGCACAACAUGUGUCAGAAGAAAUUCUUGACAUUCAGUUGCAUAGCUAUGUUCUGCAUGCAGUGUACAUAUCGAUAUGUCAAGCAACAUAUGUCAGAAGAAAGCCUUGACGUUCAGUUGCGUAGCUAGGUUCUGCAUGCAGUGUGCAUAUCGAUAUGUCAAGUAACAUGUGUCAGAAGAAAGCCUUGACGUUCAGUUGCAUAGCUAGGUUCUGCAUGCAGUGUGCAUAUGGAUUUGUCAAGCAACAUUUGUCAGAAGAAAGCCUUGACGUUCAGUUGCGUAGCUAUGUUCUGCAUGCAGUGUGCAUAUAGAUAAGAUAUAUUUUUGCUGUAUGUUUUAAUUGGUAUCAAUGAAGCAUAUUGUUUAAUAUUCUGCAAUUUAUUCUGUAAUUUUUAUGAAAGUCCUAUUAUGUAGGAAACAGUAACUGUAUGAACUUGUACUAUACUAGUCUGAAACCUAUUCAUAAUUGAGGCAAAUAAAUUUUAAUUCACAAUUGCAUUUAAUUAAGUAAAGUAAGAACAAUUACAAUGAUAUGAUUUUUCUAGAAAUAUUGUAUUACUGUCAUUUGAAUAUUUGAUAAACAAUUUGAAAUUCAUGUUUAUAAUUUACCAGUUUAUAGUAAAAAUCCACUGAAUAAUCCACAUCUAAAUGUCGUCUGCCAUUUAGGCCAUGCGGUCAUCACACUUGGUUGAAUCCAAUUUUCACUUUCAGUUGAUUGUAUAUCGAUAACGAUAACGUCUCUGUAUUGCAAAAUUUACACAUUCCAUAAUUACUUCUAUCUGUCAUUAUAUGUUGAUUUUUGAAUCGAAAUGUCUUGUAUUUUCGUGAAGAUCCAACUUUACCAACUGUAGUGACUUCACGCAUCUUGCUUGAAUUUUAUGAAUGAAAUGUACUUACAUGCUUAGUAGAACCCAUGUGUCACUUGGAAUCGUUUUUCAAUAAAUACACUAUUUUUACGUUUCUUCAACUGUUUUCACUAAAUCUUUGUAAUUACUUAUGGUAUUUGUGAACAUCGUCUUCAAUAUUUUGUAGAUGUUAAUAAUCACUAUCCUUGAUAUUUAUCAUUUUGGUCCGCCGGUGACACAUAUGCUUUUUGCAACAUUGUUUACGUAUUGUGACUUCCAGUAGAGUUGUAUUUUUAGUUACCAUAGAAAUUUGUUCAGUACCAUGUAAAAUGUGUUUAUUAUAUAACUGUUACUAAAAUUGUAUAUAAUUAUGAUUUUUGUAAUUUAUUAUAAGAAUUCUAAUAUUUAGUUGGACAGCAAGCGCACGAUCCAACAAUUUUCCAACAGUCCAACAUUGACGUUAUUUUGACGCUCGUUUGGCAGUUCUGCUUAAAUCUUUGGUCGUUACAGUAAGUAUUUUAUUUUGCUCGUCAUUAAUUUUAGUCAAAAUGGUUAAUUUUUCUCACAAACUUCAUUUUUUUAAGGUUAGAUUGUAAAGGAAAAUAGUAAAUUUAUUGUUUUCUAAGUUAGAAAGGAAUAUUUCAUUUUUAGCGACUCUUAGGAGGCGGACCCCUAUAUUUUUGAUCUUUUGCUUAAAGUAUUUUAUUCUUUUGGUAACUUUAGGAAAGUUCUAAAAAUUGUUUUAAAAUAUCUUUUGGGUUAAUUAUCAUAUUAUUGCUGGCAAAGUUUUAUAAUAAGUUAUCUUUUAAAGUUAGGAUUAUUGUAAUUGUACAUUUGAAUUUAAUAUUGUAGUUCACAUUUACUGUUAACCUUUGUCUUUUUCUAAUAAAUUGAAUUAGAUAGGAAAACAUUUGGCAAUUAAGGGAUAAUUUCCUAAAGGUCUUGAAAUUAUAAUAAACAAAACAGUUUAUUUAAGGUAUAAACUGUAUUUCAUUGUUAGUUAUUAUUCGGGAAAGGUUCUGAAUAUAACUAAUAAUAAUAAACAUUUUUUUUAUACAAAUAUGUCAGAAAGAGGUCUUCUGACAAAAUUCACUUGAAAUUAUUAUCUAUUUUUAUGCAAGUUAUUUUCUUGGUAAUAUAGCAGGACUCAGCCUUUAAUGUAUUUUUCAAACAUACCAACAUACAUUUAUUGGUAAUAGCAAGUGUUAUUUUUUAUUAGAAUUGCACAGACAAAGUUAUCCUGCAAUCAUAUCAUUAAUAUUUAUUAUCUCUUGAGUGUAGAGAUAAAUUAUUACAUGUAUACUGAAUAGAUUCUUGUCACAUCAUCUAAAAGUCUAUAAUUUAAUUAUCUUACUACUUAAAAUUGUUUGUUGUUUAUGCUGAAUAUUAAUUAAAAUAUCUGAUUCUCGAAAUGAAUAAAAUAUGGAAACUUA
Messenger RNA from Mytilus californianus (California mussel), 7627 nucleotides. RefSeq names its product monocarboxylate transporter 14-like. Gene Ontology annotation, biological process: transmembrane transport; monocarboxylic acid transport. NCBI's taxonomy places the organism in Eukaryota, Metazoa, Mollusca, Bivalvia, Mytilida, Mytilidae. Gene Ontology annotation, molecular function: monocarboxylic acid transmembrane transporter activity. The record is from RefSeq and is a predicted model, not a curated record. Bases 164 to 1585 code for a protein of 473 amino acids. The transcript has 6 exons.